Messenger RNA from Fraxinus pennsylvanica, 534 nucleotides. NCBI's taxonomy places the organism in Eukaryota, Viridiplantae, Streptophyta, Magnoliopsida, Lamiales, Oleaceae. The record is from the annotation of a GenBank genome assembly.
AUGAAGUUCAUCCACAUUUGCUUCUCUCUCUUCAUCCUCCUCUCCAUCUUCACUAUCUGCAGAUCUGAUGAUGCCGAUUGUGUGUACACGGUGUUUGUGAGGACCGGAUCAAUCAUAAAGGCCGGGACGGAUUCAAAUAUUACCUUGACUCUUUAUGAUGCUAAUGGAUAUGGGAUUCGGAUAAAAAAUCUCGAGGCUUGGGGUGGGCUUAUGGGCCCGGGCUACAACUAUUUCGAGAGAGGAAAUUUGGACAUCUUUAGUGGGAGGGGCCCAUGUUUAACUGGGCCUGUGUGCACAAUGAACUUGACGUCCGAUGGGACUGGCCCGCACCACGGAUGGUACUGUAACUACGUGGAGGUGACGACGACUGGGGUCCACCAGCAAUGCGCCCAGACACUUUUCACGGUCGAGCAAUGGUUGGCUACGGACACGAAACCAUAUGAACUCACUGCAAUAAGGAACUCUUGUUCGUCGUCUGAUGACAAGAAACGUGUGAUUGACGGUCAUGAUUCGUCUAUGGUUUCUGUGAUGUAA